AUGAGAUUUGGCAAGAAGGGAAAACUUUGCUCGAGGUACAUUGGCCCAUAUCGCAUUGUUCGACGAGUGGGUCAAGUGGCUUAUGAAUAUGAAUUGCCUCCAGAGUUAGAAUCUGUUCACCCAGUAUUCCAUACUUCUAUGUUGAGGAAGUGCACUAGAGACCCUUCACAGGUGGUACCAAUCGAUAAUGUGCAGAUGAAAGAAGAUCUAUCAUACGAGCUUGUCCCGGUAGCUAUACUAGAUAGACAAGUCCUGAAGUUAAGAACAAAGGAGGUUACCUUUAUAAAGGUCCUAUGGCGCAAUAAGAAUGUUGAAGGGAUUAUGUGGGAGGCAGAAGAAGAAAUGAAAUCGAAGCACCCGCACUUAUUCCACACUAAAGAUGAUGAUCCCGAAGAUAACAUGGCCCAGGAUGGAACUUCUAACACCUAA
This is a messenger RNA of Lycium barbarum (goji berry), 429 nucleotides long. RefSeq lists its product as uncharacterized. Lineage: Eukaryota; Viridiplantae; Streptophyta; Magnoliopsida; Solanales; Solanaceae. The coding region runs from base 1 to 429 and encodes 142 amino acids. The record is from RefSeq and is a predicted model, not a curated record. The transcript has a single exon.